AUGGCGACCCUGCUCCCUCCCCCAGGCACCGAAGUCUUCCGCCUCUUCACCCCGGAGUCGCUGGUGGAGAUCGAGAGGCUCGCGGAGGAAGCUAAGAAGGCAGCAGAAGUAGAGGGCCAUGAGGAGGAGGAGGAACCGCUGGCCCCGCAUGCCGAUCUGGAGGCGGGCAAGAGUUUGCCCAUGAUCUUCGGCGAUCCGCCGCCGGAGCGGCUCAACACGCCCCUGGAGGAACUGGACCCCUUCUACAAAGCACAGAAAACAUUCAUUGUGAUCAGCAAAGGAAACACGAUCUACAGGUUCAACGCUGAACCGGCUUGUUACAUUCUGAGCCCCUUUAAUGUGGUUAGAAGAGUAGCCAUCAAAAUUCUCAUACAUUCAUAUCCUUUCACCGACUUUAAAUUAUUCAGCAUGUUCAUCAUGCUGACGAUUCUGUCGAACUGUGUCUUCAUGACGAUGAGCAACCCACCACCAUGGAGUAAGACUGUAGAGUAUGUUUUUACUGGUAUUUAUACCUUCGAGGCGACAGUCAAAGUGCUGUCCAGGGGUUUCUGCAUGGGACCUUUUACAUUCCUUCGAGAUGCGUGGAACUGGCUGGAUUUCAUGGUGAUCAGCAUGGCAUACGUCACGGAGUUUGUUGAUCUUGGCAACGUGUCAGCCCUCAGGACAUUUCGAGUACUUCGAGCCCUCAAAACAAUCACCGUGAUUCCCGGUUUGAAAACGAUCGUCGCCGCGUUGAUUCAGUCGGUGAAGAAGAUGGUGGACGUCAUGAUCCUGACCGUCUUCGCCCUCGCAGUUUUCGCACUUGUUGGGCUGCAACUUUUUAUGGGCAACCUGCGUCACAAAUGUGUCCGAUGGCCCAUCCAAACAAAUGAAAGUGUUUUUAACGCCACCUCUGCGUUUAGUGACACUUUUCCCUUCAGCAACACGUCGGGUGUCAACGAUACCAUAUAUUCCAAUAGCACUUUUAACUUCAUUGAAUAUAUUGAAAAUACAGACAAUCACUACUACCUGGAAGGCAGCCUAGACGCGCUGCUUUGCGGAAACAGCUCUGAUGCUGGAAAGUGCCCAGAAGGAUACACCUGCAUGAAAGCUGGGAGGAAUCCAAACUAUGGCUACACCAGCUUUGAUUCCUUUGGGUGGGCUUUCCUUGCCCUCUUCAGGCUCAUGACCCAGGACUACUGGGAGAAUCUUUUCCAACUGAUCCUGCGGGCGGCCGGAAAGGCAUACAUGCUGUUCUUCGUGGUGAUUAUCUUUCUGGGCUCCUUUUACCUCAUCAACCUCAUCCUGGCCGUGGUGGCCAUGGCUUACGACGAGCAGAAUCAGGCAACGCAGCGAGAGGCCAUCGAAAAAGAGGAGGAGUUUCAGCGGCUGUUGGAGCAACUCAGGAAUCAGGAAAAGGCUCAUGCUCUCGGUAGCCAGGUCACGCUAACCAGUAAGAAGUCAGUCAGUCGCCACACGCCAUCCGAGAUGAGCGACGGCGAACGAGACCUCGAACGAGAUGAAACCGUCAAAGACUGUAACGGGAGAAUUAUUCCACGUCUCAUGAUCAGAGCGCCUACCAUGGAUCAAUCUGCUUUAGAUUAUGAAUGCAGAGAGCGGUCCUUAGGCUCUGUGCACAGCAUGCUUCAUCUGGAUAAGCCAGGCUUGACUCAGAGAACCGCCAGUGCCCUGACUGUGAUCACUGCAGCUACACUUGACGAGUUGGAGGAGGCUCAGAGGCCAUGUCCGCCCGGCUGGUACAAGUUUGCCGACAUGUUCCUGAAGUGGGACUGCUGUCCGCAAUGGGUGCUCUUCAAAAAGUGGGUGUACUUUGUGGUGAUGGACCCUUUCGUGGACCUGGCGAUCACCAUCUGCAUCGUGCUCAACACCCUCUUCAUGGCCAUGGAGCACUACCCCAUGACUCAAGAGUUUAACCACAUGCUCACAGUGGGGAAUCUGGUGUUCACUGGGAUUUUCACAGCUGAAAUGGUUUUCAAGCUCAUUGCAAUGGACCCCUACUACUACUUUCAAGUUGGGUGGAACAUUUUUGACAGCAUAAUCGUCACUCUCAGUCUGGUGGAGUUGGGGCUGGCAAAUGUCCAGGGGCUGUCCGUCCUGAGGUCCUUCCGUUUGCUUCGUGUUUUCAAACUGGCCAAGUCCUGGCCCACACUCAACAUGCUGAUCAAGAUCAUCGGUAACUCAGUGGGAGCUUUGGGAAACCUGACUUUGGUGCUGGCCAUCAUCGUCUUCAUUUUUGCCGUGGUGGGGAUGCAGCUCUUUGGGAAGAACUACAAGGACUGUGUGUGCAAGAUCUCCUUAGACUGCGAACUGCCCCGCUGGCACAUGAACGACUUCUUCCACUCGUUCCUCAUCGUGUUCCGCAUCCUGUGCGGCGAGUGGAUCGAGACCAUGUGGCACUGCAUGGAGGUGUCCGGGGCAGCAAUGUGCCUGAUCGUCUUCAUGAUGGUCAUGGUCAUCGGAAAUCUGGUGGUGUUGAACCUCUUCUUGGCCCUGCUGCUCAGCUCCUUCAGCGGAGACAACCUCGCUCCCGGAGACGAAGAUGGAGAGAUGAACAACCUCCAGAUCGCCCUUGGCAGAAUAACACGGGGCAUCGAUUGGCUGAAAGCGUUUGCCGUUCGGAGUGUUCAGCGGGCUCUCGGCAGAAAGCCAAAGGAACCCGAGGAGGGCCACGAGGACGACGCCGACUCCAAAAUGGAGGAGAUUGAAAUGAACCAUUUGGACACUGGUCAGACCUUUAAACUGGCAGACGGAGGAUCGGGUUGUGUGGCUGAAGGCCGACUCGCUGGAUUAAUUUUGGACGGAGAACUUUGCCUCAAUGUGCCAAUCGCAAUGGGAGAGUCAGACUUUGAGAACCUGGAUGAGGAGGAUGACGACGAUGAAGACGAUGCUGAUGAUACUCAUGAUCAGCUGAUGGGUGCUCUGAAUGACGGAGACUCCUCAGUGUGCAGCACAGUGGACUAUCAGCCACCUGCACCCGAACCGGAAGAAGUGGAAGAGGAAGAGCCAGACCCGGUGGAGCCGGAGGCCUGCUUCACUGACGAUUGCGUGAGGCGCUGGCCGUGCCUCACUGUGGACAUCACCCAGGGCAGAGGGAAGAAAUGGUGGAACCUUCGCAAAACAUGCUUCACUAUUGUGGAGCACGACUGGUUUGAAACCUUUAUCAUCUUUAUGAUCCUCCUCAGCAGUGGAGCUCUGGCCUUUGAGGACAUUUACAUAGAGAAACAUCGUUUCAUCAAAAUUAUUCUGGAGUAUGCUGACAAGGUGUUCACCUACAUUUUCGUCAUUGAGAUGCUCCUCAAAUGGGUUGCGUAUGGCUUCAAGACGUACUUCACCAACGCGUGGUGUUGGUUAGACUUCUUCAUCGUAGAUGUUUCCCUGGUGAGUUUAGUCGCCAACUGGAUGGGCUAUUCUGACCUCGGGCCGAUCAAAUCCCUCCGAACCCUCCGAGCGCUCAGACCGCUGCGAGCUCUGUCCAGAUUUGAAGGGAUGAGGGUGGUGGUGAAUGCUCUAGUUGGAGCGAUUCCCUCCAUCUUCAAUGUGCUGCUGGUGUGUCUGAUUUUCUGGCUCAUCUUCAGCAUCAUGGGAGUUAAUUUGUUCGCUGGGAAGUUCUAUCACUGCAUCAACACCACCACAGGGGACCGCUUCCUCCUCACGGAGGUCAACAACAGAAGUGAGUGCAUGGCCAUCAAAGAGGCCACCCAGGACGCCCGCUGGGUCAACGUCAAGGUCAACUACGACAACGUCGGGUCUGGGUACCUGUCCCUGCUACAAGUGGCAACUUUUAAAGGUUGGAUGGAUAUCAUGUAUGCCGCUGUUGACUCAAGAGAGAUUGAGGAGCAACCUGACUAUGAGGCCAACCUCUACAUGUACAUGUACUUUGUGAUCUUCAUUAUAUUUGGGUCUUUCUUCACACUCAAUCUUUUCAUCGGUGUCAUUAUCGACAAUUUCAACCAGCAGAAGAAGAAGUUUGGAGACAAGGACAUCUUCAUGACGGAGGAACAAAAAAAAUAUUAUGACGCCAUGAAGAAACUCGGCUCCAAGAAGCCCCAAAAGCCAAUCCCUCGCCCAACGAACCUCAUCCAAGGCAUGGUGUUCGACUUCAUCAGCCAGCAGUUCUUUGACAUCUUCAUCAUGGUGCUCAUUUGUCUCAACAUGGUGACCAUGAUGGUGGAAACGGACGACCAAAGUGCAGAGAAGGAGGACUUCCUCUUCAAAGUGAAUGUGGCCUUUAUUGUUAUCUUCACUGGAGAGUGUGUACUGAAGCUUUUUGCCUUGCGCCAGUAUUUCUUCACCAACGGAUGGAAUAUUUUUGAUUUUGUUGUGGUCAUCUUGUCAAUAGCCGGCACAAUGCUGUCCGACCUGAUUGAGCAGUACUUUGUGUCACCAACACUUUUCAGAGUGAUCCGGCUGGCCAGGAUAGGGAGGAUUCUCCGUCUUAUCAAAGGGGCGAAGGGCAUCCGGACGCUUCUCUUCGCUCUCAUGAUGUCGCUUCCCGCCUUGUUCAAUAUCGGCCUCCUCUUGUUUCUCAUCAUGUUCAUCUUCUCCAUAUUCGGCAUGUCAAACUUUGCCUAUGUCAAAAAGGAGUCUGGAAUCGAUGACAUGUUUAAUUUCGAGACAUUCGGUGGAAGCAUCGUCUGCUUGUUUGAGAUCACCACGUCGGCCGGCUGGGACGGGCUGCUACUCCCGAUGCUGAACCGGGAGCCGCCGGACUGCGACCCAGACUUUGAGAACCCAGGAACAGACGUGAAGGGGAACUGUGGCAGCCCGGGCAUGGGCAUGAUGUUCUUCUGCAGCUACAUCAUCAUCUCCUUCUUGGUGGUGGUCAACAUGUACAUCGCCAUCAUCUUGGAGAACUUCAACGUGGCGCAGGAGGAGAGCGGCGACGCGCUCUGUGAGGAAGACUUUGAGAUGUUCAAUGAGACCUGGGAGAAAUUUGAUCUCGAUGGAACUAUGUUCAUCGAGUACAGUCAACUCUCAGAUUUUUGUGACACCUUGCAAGAGCCGCUGAGGGUCGCCAAACCCAACCGCUUUCGCCUGAUAGAAAUGGAUCUGCCGCUGGUGAUCGGAGACAGGAUACACUGCCUGGAUGUGCUGCUGGCCGUAACGCAGAUGGUGUUGGGAGACACGGUGGAGAUGGCGGCGAUGCGGGAGAGCAUCCAGGCCAAAUUCAUCCUGAGCAAUCCCACCUCGGACUCAUUCGCACCGAUCACGACGACGGUGCGCCACAAAGAGGAGCGGAACGCUGCGCUGGUCAUCCAGAGGGCCUACCGCGCCCAUCUCCUGAGGCGCUGCGUCCGCCAUGCUGCUUUUCUGUACCGCUCCAGAAGGCAGGGGAAGAAUGAAGAUCCGCCGGAAAAAGAGGGGCUGCUGUCGCGAAGGUUGGGCGUGCUCUAUGGGAGUAAUGCAGACCUGGCGGAGGAGAUGGAGAGGGCCGAUUUAGAAAUCCUAGCAAGCCGCCAACUUCUGAAUCCAGAGACAUCGGCGUGUGACGGAGACAGAGAGGCGGAUUACAGUUCAGAAAGCCCUGAGCCAAAUGUCUUGGUCGUCCCCGUGGAAAUCACUAAUGAGGUUUUACUACAUUCUGCCCCCAUCCAGCAGCUUUUCUCCAUACCAGCAAACCUGAGAGAGUCCAUUGUAUGACAAACUGCACAAGAACAUGUCUUCUCAGUUCUUAAUUUUAAACUUUUCGCUCCAGCUUGUCUUACUGACUUUAAUAAUCCAGAGGUAGGUUAUACAGUGCUAAUGGAUCUAUAGACCACAUUUUGUAAUCACUCAAUCUUAAAACCUAUUCCCAUGUUUUCCAAUCAGAAAUGUGAAACUGCGUGUUUUUUUCCCUGGGUUUUUGGUGACCCAGAGGUCAAGGUUCGAAUCCCUCUUAAGGUUUGCACCGGGAAGGCCGUCUGGUGUCAAACAUCCCACAAAGGAUCAGCCAAGAGAUGAUCUUCAUCUUUAUUAUUAGAAAAAUGUAAAAGAGUUUCUUUGUCGUCAAAGGGGUAAACAUUACUUUGGACCAGAGUCUGUAAUUCAAGAGAUUUCUCAUAAAAGGACAGAGCAGAGAGCAGGAUUUUUGAAUAUGGAUCCAUCCAUUUCCUGUACUCAUUUAUCCAUCACCACUGAAAGCUUCCACAGAAGAUAUUUGAUGAUGAUCUUUGAAUGUUCAAAGAUUUGUGAAACCCAAAACCAGAAGCAAAAAAGAGCAAACUGAAAAUCAUAUGACAGAAACUACAGCAGAGGGGUCAAACACGUUUCAGUUCAGGAGCCUCAUACAGUCUAAUGAGCCAUAAUUAUCUUUAUUUUUUUUUAACUUUAAAGCUUUUCCUUGUUGUGGCACAGAGUUUACUAAAUGAAAAUGUCUGUUUUACACAACAAAAUCAUUACGAUGGGUGUUAUUUGUGACUAUUGACCCAAUCUCAACAUAAAGUCAACUUUACUGAACAUUCUGGGGAAAACUUCUUAAGAGUAGCAGAAAGCCAGCAAAC
Salarias fasciatus (jewelled blenny) is the source of this 6479-nucleotide messenger RNA. RefSeq names its product sodium channel, voltage-gated, type IV, alpha, a (gene scn4aa). The transcript has 25 exons. The coding region runs from base 1 to 5640 and encodes 1879 amino acids. NCBI's taxonomy places the organism in Eukaryota, Metazoa, Chordata, Actinopteri, Blenniiformes, Blenniidae. Gene Ontology annotation, cellular component: voltage-gated sodium channel complex; plasma membrane. The record is from RefSeq and is a predicted model, not a curated record. Gene Ontology annotation, molecular function: voltage-gated sodium channel activity; calcium ion binding. Gene Ontology annotation, biological process: membrane depolarization during action potential; neuronal action potential; sodium ion transmembrane transport.